Molecule: messenger RNA, 6690 nt
Organism: Zerene cesonia (dogface butterfly)
Lineage: Eukaryota; Metazoa; Arthropoda; Insecta; Lepidoptera; Pieridae
Gene: chb
Product: CLIP-associating protein
Exons: 35
Coding region: 259-4410 (1383 amino acids)
Biological process (GO): microtubule cytoskeleton organization
Cellular component (GO): cytoplasmic microtubule
Molecular function (GO): microtubule binding
Source: RefSeq, a predicted model, not a curated record
UGACGCCAUGACAGAUCACGUGACGUAAAUUUUUGUUGGGCAUGCGCGAGUACCGAAUAUUUUCCAAGUGAUUUUAAAACGAUCACAGAUAAAACCCACAGUUCAAAGUAUGCCUUCACGAAAACUUGUGACAGUGUGUAGUGUACUGCAGUGCUAGUUUAACAGUGGAUAAGUGCAAUGAUAGUGUCAUUGACUCGGACACUUUGUGAUGUGCUAAGUGGCGUUUUGGAUAUUAAAAACGAGCAAUAAGGAUUUACGAUGGCGCACUACCCCCAACCGGCGACGCUGGAGGACGCGUUGCCGCUGCUCGGCAAGCCGGACCUGCGCAUGCGCCAGCAGCUCGGCGAGCGGCUCGUUGCGCUCGUGCGCCGGGAGGAGAUAACGCACGAGAUCGCCGCGCCGUUGCUCGACUCCAUGGUGGCCUGGCUGAACGGGGGCAAUUUUAAGGUCGCUCAGAAUGGUUUAGAGGUGCUCGGGGCGCUCGUCGAGCGGAUGGGCCCCGAAUUCUCGCAUUACGUCCCCACCGUGUUGCCCCAUAUCAUUGACAGGUUGGCGGACACGAAGGAAGGCGUCCGCGUGUCGGCGCGCGCGUGCGUCACCACGCUGGGCGAGUGCCGCGCGGCGGCGCCGCGCGCGCUGCUCGCGCGCCUCCUGCCCGCGCUGCAGCACAAGGCGGCGCACGCGCGCGAGGAGGCGCUCAAGUGCAUCGCGGCGCUGUUGCACACGCACGGCGCCGCGGAGCUGCAGCUGCGCGCGGCGGUCCCGGCGCUCGCGGCGCUCGUCGCGGACCCGAGCGGCGCCGUGCGGGACGCGGCGCAGCUGCUGCUCGUUGACGUGUACCGGCACGUGGGCGAGAGGCUGCGGCAAGACUUGAAGAAGAAGGAACUCGUGCCGGCGCAGAAGCUGGCGCUGUUGGAGCAGAAGUUCGACGAGGCGAGAGAGGCCGGGUUGCUACUACCCUCAGCGACCGUCGGUACUGACGAGGCGGACUUUGUAUCGCGGACGAUAAAAAGAACCAUGACGAUACCCACCAGCAGGAGCAGAGACGGUGAUAGCGGCGCUUCCACACCAGCGUGCGAAGUGAAGAAGACGGUCGGCGGAUUGUAUGGAGCACCAUCAGCUAACAGGAAACCGCCGCCGCCGGCUAAACUAACCAGUUCCAGUGCGUCCGCGAGCGAGGCGGGCGCCGGCGCGGUGUCGAGCGAGGCGUUCGAGGCGGCGUUCGCGCACGCCGCGCCCGCCGCCGUGUACGGCGCGCGCGGCCUCGACGACCUCUGCCGCCACGCCGCCGCGCUGCUCGGCGACCGCGCCGCCGACUGGGAGAAGCGCGUCGACGCGCUCAAGAAGAUUCGCUCGCUGCUAGCGGCGAAUGCGCACACGCAGUACCCGGCGGAGUUCGCGGCGCACCUCAAGGAUUUGUCGGUGCCUUUUCUAGUCGUAAUCAAGGAUCUAAGGAGCCAGGUCGUACGCGAAGCGUGCAUUACUAUAGCGCAUAUGGCCAAGGUGCUAAAGAAUAAAUUGGAACAAUUCAGUCUCUACAUAUUGCAAGAGCUUAUAAAUCUGAUACAGAACGCCGCCAAGGUGGUGUCGUCAGCGGGCACGGUGUGCGUCCGCUAUAUAGUGGUGCACGUGCACUCGCCGCGGCUGAUACCGGUGCUCACCACCAACCUGACCACCAACAAGAGCAAGGAGAUACGGUCCACGCUCAGUGAGGUGCUGGUGCUGGUACUCGAGAGGUGGUCCGCCACCGCGCUGGAAAAGCAGCAGCAGGUGAUACACGAGGCGAUACGACGCGCCUGCGUGGACGCAGAUAGCUCAGCGAGGAAUAACGGGAGACUAGCCGUCCCAGCGGCCACCUUGUUCCUGGCGAGGUGCGAGUACAUGGCCCUCGCCUUGGCGCGCUGCGCCGCGGCCGCGUCCACUGCGCUCACGGACCUCGCGCUUACGCCCGCUGUAAAUAAAUUUGAAUUUGAAUUUGAAAUUUUAAUUGUAGCGCGCGCAAAACGCUCACCAGUGAGCGGCACAGUCGCGCCGAGCCCGGAGAGAACCGUGGGACGGUCGAGAUCGAGGCCCGGCGUGUCACAGUCGCAGCCGACGUCCCGCUCGUCGUCGCCGUCGUCGCGCGCGGGCCCCGUCUCGCUGUCGGGCGCGCGCCGCCGCCCGUCCGGCAUCCCGCGCUCGCUGGCCGGCUCGCGCGAGACGAGCCCCACUAGAUCGGGCCGCUCGAGCAGCGUGGUGGGGCGCCGCCGGGAGUCCGCGGAGAGGGGCACGCGCCCGCCGGCCGCCAGCCUGCGGCUGCUGCAGCAGUCCAGGGAUGCGGAGCAGACUCUCAGAAGUCCGGAAGACAAUUCUGCUUGCGAAGGCAGACGGGACGAUGACUCGGAGGCGUCCAGCGUUUGCUCUGAACGCAGUCUCGAUUCGUACAGACGACACGAUAGUAUAUCGUGGUCGUCGAGCGGGCGGCUCGGGUGGGAGGGCUCGCCGCCGCCGCCGCCGCCGCCCGACGAGAUCAUCGCGCUGUGCGCCUGCACGCACUGGACCGAGCGGAAGGACGGCCUCACACACCUGGCCAAUUACCUGAACAGCGGGCGGCUGCUGAACGAGGAGCAGCUGCGCCGGCUCACCGAGCUGCUGAACAAGAUGUUCGUGGACGCCCACACGAAGGUGUUCUCGCUGCUGCUGGACGCUGUCUGCGAGCUGCUGCUCGUGCACUGGCAGCACCUCAAGGAUUGGCUCUAUCAGCUCAUGUUCAGGCUGCUAAUGAAACUGGGCACGGACAUACUGGGCUCAGUGCAGAGCAAGAUUAUGAAGACAUUGGACGUUAUACACGAGUGCUUCCCCGCUGAGUUGCAGCUGCACAAUAUAUUCCGGUUUUUAGCGGACGGUGCCACGGCCCCCACGGCGAAGACAAAAGCGGCUGCGUUGAGAUUCUUAGCGGACCUGGCGCACGACUACUGUACGCCAAAUAGUCUAGCCGUUGCGUUACAAGGUGGCGGCGCGGGCGUGGCGGGGCGGGCGCUGGCCAAGGUGGCCUGGCUGGCGGGCGAGCCGCGCGCCGGCGACGUGCGCCUCGCCGCGCGCCGCGCGCUCGCGCACCUCUACGACUGCAACCCGCCGCCGUUUACGGCGUUGAUGAGCGAGUUACCGGAGGAGACACAAAAGCUGGUCAACGGAGUGCUGCAGCAGCAUGUCCGGAGAACCUCGAGCACCGGCAGCGACAGCCCGCUCCGCACGUCCAGCACCGCCUCCAACUCGGCCACCGCCGAGGACGUGUACUCGCGUAUCAGGAAAACCACCUCCGAGAUACACACGUACACCGCGCAGCAUGCGAACGCGGAAUGCGGCAACCACAUGUCCAGCAAGGACUCCGGUAUAAGUCAGAUGUCCGACGUGACGCUGUCGGCGCGCGGGCCCAACGCGGUGCCCAACGGACAUUAUAAUAGCGAAACGAUCGGUCGGGCCGCGUCAGCGGACAGUUCGGAAGAGGCCAACAGCACCAAAGAGUCGUCGCCCGUGCCGCACCGCGACUGCGCCCACGCACACGGCGACUUCGGCGCAGGUCAUUUGGGCCGGGACAAAGUGAAACCCUACGAGAUGGAUGAAAAUGGACUCAUAAUAACGAAAUCCGGUCUCCGAGAGACGGAAGUGCUGGAGGCGCUGAGCCAGCUGGACGUGGAGCGCGCGGCGCCGGAGACGUGCGAGCGGCUGCUGCUGGCUGCGCACGAGCUGCUCAAGUACGGCACCUGCAAGAAGCCCUGCGAGUACUUCAAGAACAUAGUCCGCGUGGCGCUCGCCGCGCUGUCGGUCGAGGAGAGUUCGGCCGACAAGGAGAACGCGGAGAACGCGACCAACGCGCAGUCCUCCGGCUGGGGCACGGCGCACGAGCGCGCCGCGGCGGAGGCGGUGAAGGUGCUGAUCUGGCUGUGCCGGCGGCCGGAGACGCGGCCGCAGUGGCUGGACUACUUCGACCUGAUCCUGCUGAAGCUGAUCAACGCGUACGGCGCCAGCAGCAAGGAGGUGAUGCGCGCCGUGGACGCCGGCAUGCCGCACAUUGCGCAUGCGCUGCCCGCGCAACAGGUGCUGGCGCUGCUGAAGCCGGUGAUCCGCACGCGCGGCUACCCCACGUCGCUGUGCGCGCUCAAGCUCGCCGGCGAGGUGGCCAAGGCGCGCGGGCCCGAGCUCGCCGACGACACCGUCGCGCAACUCAUGGAGGGCGUGGGACAGUUGGCCGACCACCAGAACUCGGUGGUGCGGAAGGCGGCGGUUUUCUGUAUGGUCGCGUUCACCUUCGCGCUGGGUGAGGAGAGGAUGCAGCCGCACCUGCGCCACCUGUCCGUCAGCAAGUACAGGCUGUUGCAGGUGUACAUCAGCAAGCAGCGUGAAGAAGCGAACAAAGGCGGCGGCUCGUAGCGAAGACAGCGCUUCGCUUCGCGCGCAACGCAGACCGACUGACGGAAUAUCGGAUAUAUUCCGCCGUUUUAUGUGUUUCCAUGGCCGUUAAUUUGAAAAAAUUGGCAAAUUUGAGGGUAGUUGGUGAUAGUUCGCGAUGUACGAAUCGUUUGAUUGGAGUUAAUUCACAAUUCAUCUCCAUAUAUAUGCUAAUGUUCAUUAGACAGACGUGAGGGUAGUUGCAUAAAUUGCCACUCGCCGUAUAGAUGCAAUAUUGCAUAUAACAACCGUUUUGGUUUUUAAAUGCUCCAAAUAUUUAUAAAUCGAAAAUAUAAGUAAUAUUAUAUACCCACGUUCCAGAAUUGAGGGUAGUUGUAUGUCUGCGCCGAGAUGCAGUUUAUCCAGAAUAACAAAAAUUCAAGUAAAGUCGAAAGAAUCGAGAAAAUUGAGGGUAGUUAGUCAAAAUUGCAAUCUACCCGCCAUAUUAAUGCAGUACAUCUAUAUUAGAAACUUCUUUUUUGUAUUAUAUACAUAUUAUUUGAAGAUUAUUUUUAUACAUAUUUUUUGAAUUAAACAUCUAUUUCAUUUCGAAAAAUAUCUUUAAGUAGAGUGGACAUUACAUAUUAGAGGGUAGUUAACAAAAAGUGGAACCCACACACAACUAUUUUACUGUGUAUUUGCUGCGGUAAAUCUAUGCUACACCAAAAUAUAAACCUCAAUAUUAGGAAAAUAAGAAAAAUUAUACAAAAAUUUAGAUUCCCUUCGUGUUUGUCAUACAUAUCAAAUACUAGCUUUUGUCCGCGGCUUUAUAUGCGUUAAAUUCGAAAUAGUUUAAUAGAUGUUGUUAUACAUAAAAACCUUUCUCAUGAAUCACUCCAUCUAUUAAAAAGCCCCAUCAAAAUCCGUUGCGCAGUUUUAAAGAUCUAAACAUACGUUCAUACAGAAGCGGGAAGCUAUGUAGUGACGUUACAGAAAUAAUAAAAUUCAGUUAGAGGCAGCCUACCCUCAAUUUCAAAAUACCACAUUUGGCGGGUAGAUCCACAACAUGGAGGGAUUGAGAUAAAAAUAUACUGUACCCAUGUUUUUUUGUUUAGACUACCCUCGAUUCUGACUAGUCCUAAACCCGACGCCUAUCCAUCAUUUUAAUAUCUUCCCCAUCCCCCCAAAAACCUAUCAGUUUUACUUGCUAAUUUAUAUUUUGACCUAACCAAAGACAAGAAUCCCUUAAAAAAACAUUUAAACUACAUAUGCCCUAAAUUUGAGUAAAUUACAAAAAUAAAAACAUCAUGGCAUGGAUUUUGAAAUUAUGGCGGUCGCGAAUAUUGUCUGCGUACGCGCAUGGCGAUACGUGAAAAAUGGUUGUGUCGAUUUUUCGACAAAAAAAGCAAUAUUUCUCACGAAUCGUUCGCAAGUGAAAUAACGCUAGAUCUAUACUAAAGUGUACAGUCAACAUAGAAAGUGCAAUCUGUCUAAGUGUCGCUUUCAUUGCAGUCGUUUCUCUGUUGACGGUACACACGUACGUACAAUGUAAUAUAAUGUUAAUGUAUUGUGUUGCGUACGGUCGGCAACGAGAGUUGGGUUUUUUUUUUUCUAGUUUACAUGUAAACGCCGGCUAUCAUAUUCGAGAUAUGUGAAGUUUUAACUAAGAUAUUUGUUUAUACUUAAAAAGUCAUGAAGAAGAAAUAAAUCUUCGUUUUUACGAAACAGAGUUAAAAGAUGUUAAUAAAACAAACAAAAAUAAAUUUCUUUAAUAUUGUUUAUUAAAUUGAUCAAAUAUGGGAACCGGUUUUUAGAUAGGUACGAUUACAUAAACAUAUAAACAUGAACAAACAUACAAAUUAUCCUACAAAAUAGUAAUAUGAUGCAUUUUAAAUAAUCUACAUUUUAAUGUAACCUUUUUUUGCCGACCGUACGUAUUAGAUGUCAUUGUUUAUUAUAUUUGCCGCUAGUUGCAUUCUGGUUAAGUUAAGCGCUGCGAGGGAGAGGUUGUCUCGUGCGCGGUUAAGCGACAGUAGGUAGGUUUUGUAUUUGGAUGGGUGACCGUUUCGGUGCGUCCUGGCUUAGCCCUGCGUAUACAAUGUGAAAACUUCGGAAGCGCUCGCGCUAAAAUCACAGAUUUUUCAUUGAAAAAUCGUUUUGAUAUACACCUGUCUAUUAAAAUGGGAUAUGAAAGGGUUUUUUAAAAGACUCGAAAUAACUCAAAAUGGAUACGAAACUGAAUAAAACUUGACGUUAAAGAUAAUACUACUAACCAAUGAGAAACUAGAUAUUAAUAAGUAGCGUAAAAAGACAAAAAAAAAA